Molecule: messenger RNA, 1620 nt
Organism: Hydractinia symbiolongicarpus
Lineage: Eukaryota; Metazoa; Cnidaria; Hydrozoa; Anthoathecata; Hydractiniidae
Exons: 7
Coding region: 361-1605 (414 amino acids)
Source: RefSeq, a predicted model, not a curated record
AAUUUUUCGUAUUAACGUAGAAGAUCUUAAAUCGAGCAAAUCUGCCAACUUAGCUUCGAUUUAAAUUGAAUAACCACCUUUUGCUUUUGAAAGAACCAACACACAAAGAAAACAUCAAUAAUUGAAAAAUCUCAGCAAUGUUACUAAGUAAAAUUAUAAUUGUUAAACGAUUUUUAUUUAUUUAUUUAUUUAUUUAUUUAUUUAUUUUUUGUUUUAUAUUUUGUUUUAUCGCCUUUUUAGAACACUACCAAGAAAAACAAAGAAAAAGAAAAAGAAAAAUUUAAUUAUGGAAAAGAAAACCCUCAAAAAAAUCAAAAAAAGAAAAAAACUCAAAAACAACAACAACAACAACAACAUCAAAUGCAGCAACAACAACAACAUCAAAUGCAGCAACAACAACAACAUCAAAUGCAGCAACAACAACAACAUCAAAUGCAGCAACAACAACAACAUCAAAUGCAGCAACAGCAACAACAACAAAUGCAGCAGCAACAACAUCAAAUGCAGCAACAACAACAACAUCAAAUGCAGCAACAGCAACAACAACAAAUGCAGCAGCAACAACAUCAAAUGCAGCAACAGCAACAACAACAAAUGCAGCAACAGCAACAACAACAAAUGCAGCAACAACAACAGCAACAACAAAUGCAGCAGCAACAACAACAACAACAACGGCAGCAGCAACAAGCCCCAAGAGAAGUGUGGAGGAAUGGAGAAAAAUUUAUUCUACAUUCAGUUGUCCGAAGGAAUCCGAGGAGAGCAGUGAAGAGAGUGGCGGAAAAUGAUGGUGCACCAGUGUUGGUUAGAGUUAGGCGGAGGAGGUUAAACCUAGGGGAAAAUCGCGAAGAAGAAAAUGAAAUUAUCCAUAAUGAGGCCUUUGAGCAACCACCACCAAUUGAACCAGUAGCACCCAUGCCAGUGGAGGAGGAAGAUCGACCAUACAUAGUCCCACUUGAUCCUCCUCCAAACUUACAAAAUUGGCUUGAAAACGCACCAGAAUGGCUGAGAUUAUACAUGCGCACACAAGAGGAGAGAGUUUCUGCUUUGGAGGCUCGCGUGGAGGCACUAGAGAAUAACGUACAACAGAGGGGGGCAGCCAGGGAUCGGUCUCCACCACUUUCCAAUCCACCAUCACCCCGUUCCCUUAUUCCUAAUCGUUGUUUACCUGUUCCAAAACUUCCACCAAUACCCCUUUCUUUAUCAUCGUCAUCUGUAACUGUAUGUGCGCCUCGUUGUUUGUCUGUGCCGUGUGUUUCGUUGUCUUCGUCUACGUUAUGUCCAUGUUCGUCCUCCCCGCAGAAUCCACCAUUCCCUUGUGAACACCCUAACUCUCCAGCAUAUUCCCCCGUUCCACCACCAAUCCAGCCAACAAACCAAUCAACACCCAUUUCUUCCAAACGACGUUAUCCCCGCUUCUCAUUCCACACUCCAUCAACACCUCCAGGCCCACCUACACCACCACGCCCACCUACGCCACCAACUCCACCUCAUUUGCCUACUUUCUUUCUUCCGAUAACGUCUAAUCCAACACCAUCUACCCCCCGCCCAUUGUCAUUCCGUGUUAAUCGUCGUCCCGCCCUUUAUAGCCGUCCCACCCCUCCAUAGCCACCUUCUAUUUAA